This is a messenger RNA of Aspergillus sclerotioniger CBS 115572, 1941 nucleotides long. RefSeq names its product squalene monooxygenase erg1 (gene erg1). The transcript has 2 exons. Gene Ontology annotation, molecular function: squalene monooxygenase activity; flavin adenine dinucleotide binding. NCBI's taxonomy places the organism in Eukaryota, Fungi, Ascomycota, Eurotiomycetes, Eurotiales, Aspergillaceae. The coding region runs from base 175 to 1614 and encodes 479 amino acids. Gene Ontology annotation, cellular component: membrane; endoplasmic reticulum. The record is from RefSeq and is a predicted model, not a curated record. Gene Ontology annotation, biological process: ergosterol biosynthetic process.
CUGCCUCUUAGCCUCCCUCCUUUCUGCCUGCUCUUGCGCAGCUUAUCUGUUGCUGUACCUCCUCUCGUCCUUCUCCUCCCGGUUCUUUCGCAGACAAAAUAUGCCCUGCGCCUCCUGCCAGUCCUGCCUGCCCUGUCGAUUCUGACCUCCUUUCGCCCGUCUCUCUCCCGCACAAUGGCCACCGCCGUCGCCAAUGGCCAUGCCACCCCCCCCUCCGCCGAUGCGGCCAAACAACGCAGGCUGAUCCACCACCAUGCCGAUGUCGUGAUUGUGGGCGCCGGCAUUUUGGGAUGCGCACUGGCCGUGACACUUGGAAAACAGGGGCGCAGCGUCCUGCUGCUGGAGAAUUCCAUGAAGGAGCCCGACCGCAUCGUCGGAGAGCUGUUGCAACCCGGCGGCGUCGAGGCUCUCGAGAAGCUGGGUCUCGCGGAUUGUCUGGAAGACAUUGACGCGAUCCCGGUAGAGGGCUACUACGUGUCAUAUUUCGGCAAGCCAGUGUCGUUCGCGUACCCCAAACCGUCGCCGUCGUCGCCGCCCCCGCAAGGCCGUUGCUUCCACCAUGGCCGGUUUGUCAUGAAACUGCGCGCGGCCGCGCUGGCGUGUCCCAACGUCACAGUGGUAGAGACUAAGGCUACGGACCUGGUCACUUGCUCUCACACCAAGCAGGUUCUUGGGGUUCAGUGUGUGACCAAGGACAUGAAGGAUUGCUACUUUGGCCAUCUUACGGUGGUGGCCGAUGGCUAUGCUUCAAAAUUCCGCAAACAAUACCACACCAACACCCCCCAGGUCCGGUCGAAAUUCUGGGGCUUGGAAUUGAUCGAUGCAGACCUCCCAAAGCCUUAUCAUGGCCACGUUCUUCUGAGCGACAAUGCCCCUAUCCUCGUGUACCAGAUUGGCACCCAUGAGACCCGAAUCCUUAUCGACAUUCCCGAGAAUCUCCCAUCGGCCUCUGUUAAGAACGGCGGUGUCAAGGGACACCUUCGCAACGUCGUCCUACCCUCUCUUCCCAAAUCUAUCCAGCCUUCCUUCGUCACUGCGUUAGAAAAGGGCCAGCUGCGCUCGAUGCCCAAUUCGUAUCUCCCCAGCGCACAGAACAAGACUCCAGGUCUAGUCAUCUUGGGCGAUGCUCUCAACAUGCGGCAUCCCCUGACCGGUGGAGGAAUGACUGUCGCUUUCAACGACGUCGUGGUUCUGCGUGACCUGCUAGGUCCGGAGAAGGUUCCCAGUCUUGCUGAUCACCAGAAAGUGCUGCAGCAGCUGUCUUCGUUCCACUGGCAACGGAAGAAGGCAUCAUCAGUCAUCAACAUUUUGGCCCAGGCCCUCUACGCUCUGUUUGCUGCCAAUGACGAAAAUCUCCGUGCUCUUCAACGAGGCUGCUUUCGCUACUUCCAGCUAGGAAUGACCAGCGGCCCUGUAGGUCUCCUGGGUGGUCUGAUCAAGAAGCCUGCCGUCCUCUUCUGGCACUUCUUCAGUGUCGCCUUCCUAUCGCUCUGGCUCGUCAUUACCGAAUCCCCCAUAUAUAAACUUCCCCUGUCCCUGUUCCAAUGCAUCAUGGUGUUCUGGACGGCAUGCAUCGUCAUCUUCCCUUACAUGCUGAUAGAGGCAUUUUGCUAACCAAGAAAUCCUCUGCCUCCUUCCCAGCAUGCAAUCCAUCCAGACACCCAUCCUCCUCAUCCCUUAACACUUAACGGACCCAGAUGAAGUCAAUCCGUUUCAUGAGAUGCAUGUUCGUGCUUCACUAACGGAAAGCCAUGACCCGUACAUACUAUUCCACUUUCUCGUCACAUAUUUUUAAUUACCUCUUUUUUUUCCAUACUGUACUAUUAGUUUUCCCCCCCAUCUUUUUUUAUCAACCUAUCAUCUACGUCUCUUUCCCUCUCUGUGCUGUUCUUUAGCUCAAGACGCAUGAUCUCACCACACGUCGAGAUACCUCAAGAAUAU